AAAAAAGAUGUGCAAAAAUGUGCUUGUUUGGCUUAUAAGACCGAUCAGAACGACAAAUCAAACAAAGAAAAAAAAAAUGGUUCUUCUGACAAUAAUUAAAAAAGUAAAACAAAAAGAAAAAGAAAUACGAAUUUUAUUUUUAGGUUUAGAUAAUGCAGGAAAAACGACCGUUUUAAAACGAUUAAAAAAUGAAGAUGUAAAAUCGGUUUCACCGACACUGGGCUUUACAAUCAAUUCUUUGAUUUAUAAAGAUUAUAAUCUAAAUAUUUGGGAUGUUGGUGGACAAAAAAGUUUAAGAGCAUAUUGGAAAAAUUAUUAUGAAGAUACGGAUGGAUUGAUUUUUGUAAUCGAUAGCUGUGAUAAAUUACGUUUAUCGGAUUGUAAAAAACAAUUACAAGAGAUAAUUAUUGAAGAACGUCUUUUAGGUGCUACGCUAUUAAUAUUGGCCAACAAACAAGAUAUACAGAAUGCAUUAUCAUUAAAAGAAAUUGAAGAUUAUCUUGAAUUGGAUAAAAUUAAAUCUCAUCAUUGGAAAAUAUUUCCAUGUAGUGCUAUAGCCGGUACAAAUAUUUUCGAAUCAAUGGAUUGGCUUAUCGAUGAUAUAAGCAAUAGAAUUUUUAUAGAUUUUUAAAAAUAAAAAAUCAAUUUUUUUCAUUUUUAAAAAAA
Dermatophagoides pteronyssinus (European house dust mite) is the source of this 666-nucleotide messenger RNA. Its product is annotated as ADP-ribosylation factor-like protein 2. The record is from RefSeq and is a predicted model, not a curated record. Gene Ontology annotation, molecular function: GTP binding; GTPase activity. NCBI's taxonomy places the organism in Eukaryota, Metazoa, Arthropoda, Arachnida, Sarcoptiformes, Pyroglyphidae.